AGAUACAUAUGGUGGCACAGCAAAUGAUGAGGUCAGAUGUGAUUCGACCCAUAUAGCAGGUUCAGGUGUGCAGGCCAUUUGUAUUUAGACGUUUCCACUUUCCAGUACUACUUCGCCGCUUCCCUCAUCGCACAACUCUCACUUUCUGCACCGCCCGCCGCCACCGCUGCCGACAACACCGACGAUGUUUGGUACCGGAGAGCGACGGCGGAUGUCCAUCGACUUUGAUCCACUGUCAAUUGACUCGAGAGCAUUGGUCGUCUCUGACCCAGCACUUAACCCUGUCGGAGGGAAUUCGCCUUUCCCAAGGGAGGAUGUGCAACAACGUCUGCAUGAUACAAGUGUUGGAUCAGUUUUUAGCAAUUCUAAGAAACUUGAAGAUGAUCUGCAGCAGCUGGGAGAAAAAAUUAAGCAUCAUGAGGACAAUGUCAGCUACUUAAAAACUCUGAGGAACAAGUUGGAAGACUCAAUUGUUGAUAUGCAAGUUGCUAUUGGGAAACAUCAUGCAACUUUAUUUAAAGAGGAAAAUGAGAAGGCUGCAUAUGUGGAGAGUGAGAAAGAAACAAUUCAGCAUAUUAUGAAGUACGAGAAGUCUGCAGCUGCGCUUCUGUGUAAAAUUAAAAGCGAAGCUCAGUUUAUUGAUCAUCUGUUGACUAAAGAUGUGGUAGGGGUUGUUGCUACACUUGGAAAAGUUGAUGAUGCCAAUCUUAGCAGGAUUCUUUCGGAAUAUUUGGGCCUAGAAACCAUGCUAGCAGUGGUCUGCAAAUCUUCUGAAGGUGUUAAGACCCUGGAAGCAUACACCAGAGAUGGACUAAUAAAUAAAGGUUCCGGCAUUCAUGAAUUUGCAGCGUCUAUGGGCAGGCACCUGGAUGGCCGAUUUGAUGUUAUUUGCCUUGAAAAUCUGAGACCAUAUGCUGGUGGGUUGAUAGCUGAUGACCCUCAACGGAGGCUCAAUCUUCUAAAGCCAAGGUUAAUGAAUGGUGAAACUCCUCCAGGGUUUCUUGGUUUUGCCGUAAACAUGGUUAAGAUUGAUAAUAGUAACUUACAUUGUAUCUCCAAAUCUGGGUACACUUUACGAGAGACACUCUUCUAUAACCUUUUCUUGAAUUUGCAAGUGUAUAAUUCAAGAGAAGAGAUGCUAAAUGCACAGUCUUGUAUAGCAACUGGAGCCGUAUCUCUAGAUGGAGGAUUGAUUAAACGUCCUGGCAUAUUCACCUUGGGUCAUCAUCGGGGAGAUAUAGAUGUCAAGUUCCCCUGUGACUCUGAAAAGUUUGUCCAAUCUGCAAACUAUUUUGAGCUUGAAAAUCGGCUGAAGGAGACAAAAUGGAAGAAGGAUCGGGCACUGGAAGAUAUGCAGAGAGAACAGGAACUAUUGGACCAUGCAAAGUUCAAAUAUGAAACCAAGAAGAAAGAAUUUGUUCGCUUUCUUGCUGAAAGCUCAUCAUAUUUAACUCAGGUGGGACGUGUAUCAACCCCUAGAUGAUUUCACGGAGGCAUUUACUGACCAGUGGCAAAGGAACUAGAAGAAGCACUUACAGUUCCUGCUAACUAAACUCAGCUUCCAUUGUUUAUUGAAACAUUGUGCACGUGAAUCAUGUUAUGAUUCAACAUGAGGGGAUGUAUAUAUAAAAUCUAGGGUGGUAUGACUAGUACAGACUUUAUUGAUAUAUUUAUGCUGGCAACAUCAGCUAAAAACAACAAUGAUAGGGUUUCUCAAAGCCUUGAUUUUCACAGAAAUUGUCGUCAGUUGUAGUGCCAUUUUGUGAAACCUAUUCUUCAAUUUGGAAGUCUUUGACAACAUAACAUUGGUUUUCUUAAAGGCAUGUGUACUUGUGUUAUAUAUUGCCUGUUUGGAUAUGUUUUCUUAAAUAUAUUUUCCUUUAUCAA
Molecule: messenger RNA, 1887 nt
Organism: Salvia miltiorrhiza (redroot sage)
Lineage: Eukaryota; Viridiplantae; Streptophyta; Magnoliopsida; Lamiales; Lamiaceae
Product: protein DEFECTIVE IN MERISTEM SILENCING 3-like
Exons: 8
Coding region: 185-1483 (432 amino acids)
Source: RefSeq, a predicted model, not a curated record